Molecule: messenger RNA, 2194 nt
Organism: Drosophila eugracilis
Lineage: Eukaryota; Metazoa; Arthropoda; Insecta; Diptera; Drosophilidae
Gene: Tif-IA
Product: RNA polymerase I-specific transcription initiation factor RRN3
Exons: 6
Biological process (GO): transcription initiation at RNA polymerase I promoter
Cellular component (GO): nucleus
Molecular function (GO): RNA polymerase I core binding; RNA polymerase I general transcription initiation factor activity
Source: RefSeq, a predicted model, not a curated record
UUUAACAACACUGUCGAAAAAUUAGCUCGUCGCCGAAAACGCAUUUUUCGAAUUACGCUUCAUUUAAAAAUAUUAUUGAAUAAUUGCUUGUACUUGGUAUUAUAUACGAUGAAGUCGGGUGUAACAUCCAUUUUAAAACCAUUUUCUGUUGCGAAACGGCAUACGGCCAAUGCAGUGACUUUGAACAAAGUUCGAUUUGCUACCCCAAAAGAAAAAGGCCUUGUAGAAUCCGUGCGCGUGGCCAUAAAUGAAGGGAAUUUUAAUAUGGUUAAGGAGUUCACAUUCUUUCUCCGUGAGGCAGAACUUACCGAUGAUGAAGUUUUUUUGAUACUGAAAGAUGCUAAAAGAAUUGUUUACAUUUUGAACACAGAUUUUGUAAGCAUCGUAGAAGCUUUAUUUUCCCUUAACUGGAAAAAAAGGGGUACCAAGGUAAUCGAAGCUUAUACUGAGUUUUGCCUGGACAUUAUGGUGGCCCAUAACAGAUAUUUACCCAUAGGGAUAACUAAAUUAAUUGCCCAUUGGGUUCCUGGCGACUUGGACGAAUCGGACUGGGUCAAUGGACGCCCUUUAGAACAUAAAAGACUUGAGCUUAAACCUACCCAUGAUGUACUGAACAGCAUUUUAACUGUCGUGCCAAUCGCAUUCGAUGUUGUCGUUGAUGCCAUUUCUGCUAAAUUUCCCUAUUUCAAAAAGCCUACUCAUGUGACGGCGGGGUAUCUGUUCAAUGUCCUCUGGCUAAUUGAGUACAAGCCCAUAUUUGAAGAACUAAUUUUGCAGUUGGUUUUGCAAAAACUUUUAGUACUAGAUGUUAACGCUCCACGAGAUAAAAUAGUUGUACAAUCAGAUGAUGAGCAUAAGAAAAUUGAAAAAGAAAUUGACGGUGUAUCUGUAUCUGUCGACACUUUAACGAAUACAAGAACCAUUGUGAAUCAUCCUGUCGGCGAAACGUUGGACAUAUGCCUCUCCAUUGUUUAUAAGUUUAUAGAUGGAAAAUGUCGCAUUAAUCAACACAGUAGCAACCAUCAGCGCUGGGCUGCUAAUCGCAUAUUUAAAAUGUUACUAUAUAUAUUUGACGAGGUUAUUCUACCCUGCCACAAUACGCAUCAUGUGCAAUUUGUUCUGUUUUAUGUGACUAGUAUUCGGUUAGCAUAUUCUGAGGAUUUUCUCGAUUUACUUUGGCAGAAAGUUCAAAAUCCCAACGCGUCGGCGAUUAUUCGUCAAGCUGCAGUAGGAUACCUCGCUAGCUUUUUAUCACGAGCCAGUGUUUUGCCUCUUAGCAUUAUAAUUUUUUAUUUAAAAAAAAUGAGCGAGUGGGCGCAUGUGUACAUUGACGACUCGGACCAAUAUAACCACACUUCCUCGUUGAAGACAAAUUUGGUUUUCUACUCUGUAUGUCAAGCAGUGUUCUAUUUGAUUGCUUUUCGUUCCAAAGAUUUGACUGCGACUUCAAAAGGUUUGCACUUUCUCCAAUCCCUUCAAUUAUCUCGCCUCGCUAUGUGUCACUUAAAUCCACUGCGUUAUUGCAUAAGCCCAGUGGCUUCGGCAUUUGCUGUUGUCACGAGAACAUACCAGCUGGCCUACUGUCACACUGUUUUGGACCGUAACUCUCGGCGUAAACUUGCCACAGUGUAUGGCCAUGACAAGUUUAUGCCCGAGGACACUCUUGAAUCGUUUUUUCCCUUUGAUCCUUAUUUGCUAAAGCUUUCAAACCAGUAUAUUGAGACCAACUAUAAAGUUUAUCAUAGAAAUGAAACGUAUGGUUAUAUCGGUAGGUCCGUCGAAAAGCCGAUUUCUAGGAAACGUGGUGAUGCUGAAGUGGUCGAGGAAGACGAAUUUAUUAUAGCAGACAAACGACAAAAGCGUUUCGAAUUGUCUAAGUGCCAGGAGCUCGAUAAACAAUUAUUCUUCGGAUCUCCGCUGGCGUAUAAAACAAAGCUGUAAUUGAAUACCUCGGAUUUCAAUAUCUUAAAUGAAGUAUUUGAACUAUCAAUAAAUAUAAAAAUGUUAAUAAAUAAUAAUAAUUAUUAAAAAUAUAAAAUAUUUAAAAAAGAUAGCAAACUGAAGGCUAACAUGAAACGAUUUCGCAGCUUCGCAGACUAAUUUUUAAGUACUUUUAUGUAGUUGCAGAUACUGUAAAAUAUAAAAGAAUAUAAUUUUACGCCUAGUUAUAUCCAAUGUAUAUAACAAUUAUAAA